Vigna angularis (adzuki bean) is the source of this 2138-nucleotide messenger RNA. RefSeq names its product serine/threonine-protein kinase GRIK1. Gene Ontology annotation, biological process: intracellular signal transduction; protein phosphorylation. The record is from RefSeq and is a predicted model, not a curated record. Gene Ontology annotation, molecular function: ATP binding; protein serine/threonine kinase activity. Lineage: Eukaryota; Viridiplantae; Streptophyta; Magnoliopsida; Fabales; Fabaceae. The transcript is spliced from 13 exons. The coding region runs from base 637 to 1875 and encodes 412 amino acids. Gene Ontology annotation, cellular component: cytoplasm.
CUCGGAGGCGGUUCCAAAAUAUUCCUUUUUUGUUUCUUUUUCUGUUCACUCCAAAUCGCUAGUUACACUUCUCAUCCUUCUCAGUUCCACUUCACUCUCUCCCUCUUCAUCACUAAUCUUUAACCUUUUCCCUUUUUUAUUGAAUUAAUUUCUUACAAUUGGGGUUUUCAAUUACUAUUCUGAAUUACGAUUCCCUUCACUUUUUCGUUUUUCCCUAUUGAUUUUAGGGACUUAGGGUUUAUGGGUCUCCGAAAGACCCUCGAUUCGCGCUAGAAAUCUAGGUCUGCUCUGUAGCUUGGGUGACGGUCAGGGCUAUCGCACUUUGUCAUUCUCGAGCAUCAAAAGGAGGUAACUUUAUGAACAUUGGGAUGCAUCUGUCGUUUUCGGCAUUACCCAAGGUCAACGAAAUCUCCUACGAUUGUUCUAAGCUGGAGUUAUCAACAUAAUGUUGUUGGAUGUGAAUCGUAGUUGUGGGUUUUAUAUCGCUACUCGUAUUCUCCACCUAGCUGAAUGGCACCCAUUGGAACAACAACGUUGAGUUGGGCUUGAACCUUGAAGUCCUCCUUUCUUCCCUCUUAAUUCGGAUUUUAAAACUUUUAGGCUUAUAAUCAAUCAUCUUUUGGGUCCAAGCUCCACAUGUUCGAAAAGACUCUUUCUUUUGCCUGUGUGAUGGGGUGCUGUAGUUGUUUUGGGUUCAUCAGGACACCUAACCGUCAAAGACAAAGCUCUAAGCCUGCCAUUAACAAUAAUCUCUACCAGGAGCCUCUGUUGGAUGUUGAUGACGACAUUGAAGAUGAAGAGGGCGACCAUUUGUAUAACGAUGAGGUUAAUAACACUAGUGGGGAUGAUGCCGAGGAAGAAACUCGGCCCAAGAAAUCAGAAGAAAUUUUGAACCUGAGAGUAGAGAAUGACAUGGUUUGUAGGCAGUUUCCUGUUAAAGAUACUCACAAAGUUGUUCGUAUGGAGGAUGAAAAUGGGAACAAGAUGAUAAAUGAGUAUAUUCGUGAGUAUAAGAUUGGUUCUGGUAGCUACGGAAAAGUGGCUCUUUAUCGUAGCUCUGUGGAUGGAAAGCAUUAUGCAAUCAAGGCCUUCCAUAAAUCUCAUUUACUGAAACUUCGAGUUGCACCCUCAGAAACAGCCAUGACUGACGUACUACGAGAGGUUCUCAUUAUGAAAAUGGUGGAACAUCCUAAUAUAGUCAAUCUCAUUGAGGUGAUUGAUGACCCAGAGUCGGAUCACUUCUAUAUGGUACUUGAAUACGUAGAAGGCAAAUGGGUCUGUGAGGGUACAGGUCCCGCAUGUGGCUUAGGUGAAGAGACUGCUAGGAGAUACUUGCGUGAUAUUGUUUCUGGAUUAACAUAUCUUCAUGCUCAUAACAUAGUACAUGGGGAUAUUAAACCGGAUAAUCUGUUGAUUACUCGUCAUGGUACUGUGAAGAUAGGGGAUUUCAGUGUCAGCCAGGCUGUUGAGGAUAAUAAGGAUGAGCUUCGUCGAUCACCUGGCACUCCUGUUUUCACUGCACCAGAGUGUAUAUUAGGUCUGACCUAUGGUGGUAAAGCUGCCGACACCUGGGCAGUAGGAGUUACUUUAUACUGUAUGAUAUUGGGUGAAUACCCUUUUCUUGGAGACACACUUCAAGAUACAUACGACAAAAUAGUAAAUAAUCCUUUGGUACUCCCCAAUAAUUUGAAUCCGCCAUUGAAGAACUUGAUAGAAGGUUUACUUUCGAAAGAUCCAAGACUAAGGAUGACUUUGGGUGAUGUUGCGGAAGAUAGUUGGAUUAUCGGAGAUGAUGGGCCAAUUCCCGAGUACCUUUGUUGGUGCAAAAGGAAGAGCUUAGGGAUUGAAAACCAUGAUGAGAGCAAGACCAACUAAAAUUAAUUUUAGCUUGCAUUUAUGUACAGUUGAAAACCCUGAUUUUUUUUCCCUUAGACUCGUGGUAUUUUAUGAUUUUAGAGAGGCAGUCUUGAAGGAAUCUCAAACUUUAAGAAAAUGUGGCUCAUCUAGGCAUGAUAAGUAGCAGAGGAUAAAAAAUGUUUACUUAUUUUUUGGUGAAAGAAUUUGAUGUUCAGAAGUAGAAACUUAUGUUUAUCUUUGUAUACAUUGACCAUCAACAAGCACAAGGCUUUUUAGGUCCA